Messenger RNA from Staurois parvus, 663 nucleotides. The record is from the annotation of a GenBank genome assembly. NCBI's taxonomy places the organism in Eukaryota, Metazoa, Chordata, Amphibia, Anura, Ranidae.
UCAAUGACCAACCUGGUCCCACACUUCAUCCAUGUCUUUGGGGACCUCUGAUCUCUUUAUGAACUGUUUCUUCCAUGAUGAAGAUCAGCCAUGGAGUAUAUCUGAGGUGUAUAUCAGGGUGUGCUUCUUCCCCACAUGAGAGCUGGGAUGUCCAGCAACAUUCAUCUAGAAGACAUUUCCCGCACUCAAGGCACUAAUACACCUCCAGGGUUGUGUGGGACCCCUGAUGUACAGGAGGACAGGACUUCAGUGCGGAACAUUUCCCUCACUCAGGAGUGGAAAGUAGCUUCUCCCUCAUGUGCAAACUGUGAUGUUUGUAAAGAUGGGACUUCUGUGAAAAACAUUUCCCACACUCAGGACAGGAAUACGGCUUCUCCCCUGUAUGAGAUCGCUGAUGUGUAUAAAGACUGUACUUCACUGAAAAAAAUUUCCCGCACUCAGAACAGGAAUACGGCUUCUCCCCUGUGUGAGAUCUCUGAUGUCUGUAAAGAUGAAACUUUUGUGAAAAACAUUUCCCGCACUCAGAACAGGAAUACGGUUUCUCCCCUGUGUGAGAUCUCUGAUGUUUGUCAAGAUCAGACUUCUCUGAAAAACAUUUCCCACACUCAGGACAGGAGUACGGCUUCUCCCCUGUGUGCAAUCACCCCGAUGAAUAAGUAGAUC